AUGGCCUUUACCAAGACACCUCGCAAAAUCCAAGAUCAUUUCUAUCUGGGUGUUGACCGUGUCAGCGAGUCUGUCAUGGAGAUCUUUGGAACUCUUGCGAAGCACGACGAAAGGGCCACCCUGGAAGCUGUUGCCGAGUUUUUGUGUGCUAACACUGCGCAUCCUUUACCAGACGUACACACCAGUGCCACUGAUCAUAUAGAGCAGUUCACGGGUCAGAAUUUGAGAUGGGAAUCGCUUGGACUGCUGUGGGCUCAUCUCGAGCGUGUUGGGGACCUCAUCAACGCCAUGCGUACACGCCGUGUUGUGUGGCUUGAUGAUCGACCUGACCAUGAGGCAUCCCAGACUUGUUUAACUUACUGUGUUGAGCUAUCCAAGUAUUUCUCUGCUGGGAAUGACCUUUUACUGGAUAUAAGUCGUCGACAGGGAACACUUCUUUCGAUUUUCGACGGCGACGCAAAUCUAUCCUGCGCGUACGUGACCGGCGCGACGGCAUCAAUGCUGAGUUACCUAGGUCUCCACGUCUUAAAGAACCCAGAUGGGUACCGGCCAUCCUCCUGCUCAGAAAACAAACGACGGCUUUUCGCCCAGGUGUUCUCAGGGGACAAACUCUCCGUCGCAUUCACUGGCCGCCCGCCCCUGAUCAGCCGCCGGUAUUGCUCGACGUCCCUCCUGCUCGAUUUGCCGGAUGAGGUCCUAUCAAUGGAUCAAGAAACAAUCAGCCGUGCGGCAGAGUCGUUGGAUAGCAAAGGCUGGAACACAGACGGCGCGGUGUACUCGGCCACUGUGAUCCGAGCUCGUUAUAUUUGUGCCGUGGUUCGGGAUGAGCUUCUCGAGAUGGCACUCGUCCCUGAUCAAGACAUCCCAAGAGAGCAAAUACUCGCCGUACGAGAAAAACAGAUCGCGGUCUUCGCCGACUUCCCGCCCGCCCUCCAUUUCUACCCGAGCAAUGUUGCCGAUCCAUCGGUCGCUACUUCGAUUCUGCAUUCGCAACUUAUGAUCAAGCUCGAGCAUCUUCAGAAUUUGUUCUUCGCAGAUCGUCUUCUCCGCUUGUCACCCAGUAGUCAUGACAUGGGAGAUAUCGUACUUACAAGCUUUGAUCUCCUCUCUGUCGCGCUCCUAUUCUGGACGCACAAGGAUCGCUUCGCCGCGACCAGUCAACACUUUGAGUGGCUCGUUAUUGCGUACGCCGUACCUGCCGGAGGGAUUCUCUGCCAGGAGCUCCUUCAGCCAUCCUUCAACGGCCCCCAUUCCAAUGACCCGCGUGUCUCCCGCUCCAGCAUUGUGCAAAAGCUCAGCCUUCUGGUUGGGUUCCUCGACUGGGUCCAUCCAUCAGCAGCUAACGGCGACAUGUGUGUGGAUUGCAAGGUCAUCAUCGAGCGUGUCUUGAAUGAGCACCUCAAUGCUGCUGAGAGGGUCGAAUCCGAGGGGCCUGGUUGGCUGGCGAAGGAGAUGGAAUGGGAGGGGUUCCAUACCCAGCUAGACUUCAAUCUCGAGCUUUUGGAUACGUUCGAUUGGCUUCGCGCGGAUGGCAGUUGA
Molecule: messenger RNA, 1539 nt
Organism: Clonostachys solani
Lineage: Eukaryota; Fungi; Ascomycota; Sordariomycetes; Hypocreales; Bionectriaceae
Source: the annotation of a GenBank genome assembly